AUGAAAGCUUUAAUGAAGUCAUUUCAGGAACUCGAGGACUAUCUAUCCCAUGAUCCUUCGUUCGCCACCGAUCCAUACGAGUUUUGGCAAAGCGAUGUCAACUCGGCCAAAUACCCUUUGACGAAGAAAUUAGCGCUGAAGUACUUGUCUGCGCCUGGCAUUUCGAUCGAAUGCCAAUCAGUGUUCUCACGCCUUGAGGCUAUCAGUAGCGAACUACGCACGAGUUGGGAGCCGGAUGAGCUGGAGAAAGUUUUAUUCUUGCAUCAUAAUAUUUUAAUUUUUGGCUUUUAG
This is a messenger RNA of Ostertagia ostertagi, 291 nucleotides long. The record is from the annotation of a GenBank genome assembly. Lineage: Eukaryota; Metazoa; Nematoda; Chromadorea; Rhabditida; Trichostrongylidae.